AUGAUCAAGAUUGCUAGCAACUAUCUGCGCCGUAAAAGUAAUAAGGAAAUCGAAGCAGUUGCACGGAUUGCCGACAGGAGAAAACAGGCGCGAAGCCGGAACGGGAAAGAACAAAUUCCAAUUGAAAGUAUGAGCUAUGGAAGGACUGGCAUUGUUCAUUCACUUGAUGAAGAAGGUAUUGCCAGGAUAAUUUUCGAUGACUGGAAAAAGAGUUUUCAGGGAGUAUUUAUGAGUGACAGCGGCGACUGUGUUUCUCUUAUGGGUCAUUCGAUGGACCACGGUGAUUCUCCUUCAACAAGCCGUAUGGUAGUUAUUGUUGAAGACUCAGAAACUGGAGCAAAAUUCAAAGCAGAAGGUGUUCGUGUAGAGUUUUACAAAAACCCGAAUCCUAUUGGAUCACAUGCGUUUGUAAAUCUACAAAGUGAAUCUGUUAAUUUUACUACAGUUGCAGUGUUUCAUGGAAUGCGUGCGGAUGUGGAAAUUCAGAAGUUCAUGGACCCACGUUUGGUUGAAACUGGUCGUGUUGUUCAUUUGGGCAGGAUGUCUAUCCAUUUAUCAUUAAAACAGCGCAUUAAGCCGGCUAUAAGACGUGAAAGUGAAUCUGUAGACAAUGGGGAUCUGGCUAUUCUUGAAGUUUCUAAUGAUUUUCUUGCUUAA
Messenger RNA from Enterobius vermicularis (human pinworm), 657 nucleotides. Lineage: Eukaryota; Metazoa; Nematoda; Chromadorea; Rhabditida; Oxyuridae. The record is from the annotation of a GenBank genome assembly.